Molecule: messenger RNA, 821 nt
Organism: Tuber aestivum (summer truffle)
Lineage: Eukaryota; Fungi; Ascomycota; Pezizomycetes; Pezizales; Tuberaceae
Source: the annotation of a GenBank genome assembly
GAGGGCAUGUUGGAGCGUUACGCGCUGUGCAACUUCUCUAUCAAUAAUACUGAUGGAAAUCAUCAUAAUAAGGAUGCUAUCAUGCAAAUCCCUACUUCCCUCUCCGGCCCCUUACAAGUACCGUCCGAUCGUAUCGCUACCGAUAUCCUUCCAAGGUCAUUCAGUUGCCCCGUCCCCAGCUGCUCUUCGGUUCUAGCUGGGAAAGUUCCCCAAAGAUCCCUCAUGAGACACCUCAGGCAACCGGGACUCGGAAGGCGCAUAGGUGAAGAGAAGACCGUUUGGGUCAAUCUUCACAAGAUCGAGCAUGAUAAACUCAUAGCAACACGAGGUGCAUCCUAUCUUUGACAAGCCUACAGCUGAGAAGCUGUUUGAAGGGCGUAAAGCAAGCUAACAGAUUUGGUACAGCCAAAGCGGCAAAAUCGAAAUCUAGGAAGAAGAAACUAGAGGAACAAAAAAUAUCGAGGGCCUCCGCGUUUAGGCUAUGUGCUGGAAGGAUGGGAAUCACAGACAUGACAAUGAUUGCAGAGAAGCUAGAAAUCUGGGAGGGGAUAUGGGCAGACGGGGAGAAUGAUGAUAGUAUCGGUGUCAGUAUUCCCUGUUUUACCUUUCAAAGCUGAUGUGGAGCCCCCGCUGACAGAAAGACAAAUUGAUUGAAGUACUAUGCUUGGGUUCUCCUAGACCUCUUUACCAACCCCUGAGCAGUCUCCACUCAUGUUGGUACCCACAGAACCUGUGUUAUGAAUUUCAUUGAUGUGUUUUAGUCAUUCUUUUUUACCAUAUCUACUCAUUCCCAAAGAACAAUUUAUGCUGAGGGAACAUAC